Messenger RNA from Eptesicus fuscus (big brown bat), 2152 nucleotides. RefSeq names its product arylsulfatase family member K (gene ARSK). The coding region runs from base 183 to 1823 and encodes 546 amino acids. The record is from RefSeq and is a predicted model, not a curated record. The transcript has 8 exons. NCBI's taxonomy places the organism in Eukaryota, Metazoa, Chordata, Mammalia, Chiroptera, Vespertilionidae.
UUAACAGGAGUUAGGGCGGAGAAGUCCACCUGUGCGCAUGUGCCCACUCUGAUCCUGAUGGGAGUUGUAGUUCUGCGGGUGAGGCGCAGGGAGGAAACCCAACUGCGAUCCCCGCCCACCUCUUCCCUGCGGGAGGAAGCGGGCCCAGCGCCCCGAGACCGGGCGGCCAGCUUCUCUCUGCGAUGCUGCUGCUGUGCGUGUCGGUGGUCGCAGCCUCGGCGCUGGCAGCACCAGCUCCCGGGACUAGCGGGAAGGGGCAGGGAGCUGCUCGGGAGCGGCCCGAUGCGCCUAACGUAGUGUUAGUGGUGAGCGACUCCUUCGAUGGAAGGCUGACGUUUUAUCCAGGAAGUCAGGUAGUGAAACUUCCUUUUAUCAACUUCAUGAAAGCACAUGGCACUUCCUUUUUGAAUGCCUACACCAAUUCUCCAAUCUGUUGCCCAUCACGUGCAGCAAUGUGGAGUGGCCUCUUCACUCACUUAACGGAAUCUUGGAAUAACUUUAAGGGCCUAGAUCCAAAUUAUACAACAUGGAUGGAUAUCAUGGAGAAGCAUGGGUACCAAACACAAAAAUUUGGAAAAUUGGACUAUACUUCAGGACAUCAUUCCAUUAGCAAUCGUGUGGAGGCAUGGACAAGAGAUGUUCCUUUUUUACUCAGACAAGAAGGCAGACCUAUGGUUAAUCUUAUCCCUAACAAGACUAAAGUAAGAGUAAUGGAAGGGGACUGGAAGACUACAGACACAGCAGUAAACUGGUUAAGAAAAGAAGCAGUUAAUCACACUCAACCAUUUGUCCUAUAUUUGGGAUUAAAUUUACCACACCCUUAUCCUUCACCAUCUUCAGGAGAGAAUUUUGGAUCUUCAACAUUUCACACAUCUCUUUAUUGGCUUAAAAAAGUGUCUUAUGAUGCCAUCAAAAUCCCAAAGUGGUCGCCUCUGUCAGAAAUGCACCCUAUAGAUUAUUACUCUUCUUACACAAAAAACUGCACUGGAAAGUUUACAGAAAGAGAAAUUAAGAAUAUUAGAGCAUUUUAUUACUCUAUGUGUGCUGAGACUGAUGCCAUGCUUGGUGAAAUUAUUUUGGCUCUUCGCCAGUUAGAUCUUCUUGAGAAAACUAUUGUCAUAUACACCUCAGACCAUGGAGAGCUGGCCAUGGAACAUCGGCAGUUUUAUAAAAUGAGUAUGUACGAAGCUAGUGCCCACGUUCCACUCUUAAUAAUGGGACCGGGAAUUGAGGCCAACCUACAAGUAUCAGAUGUGGUUUCUCUUGUGGAUAUUUACCCUACUAUGCUUGACAUUGCUGGGAUUCCUCUGCCUCAGAACCUAAGUGGAUACUCUUUGUUGCCAUUAUCAUCAGAAAUGUUUGAGAAUAAAUAUAAAUUAAAAAACCUACAUCCACCCUGGAUUCUGAGUGAAUUCCAUGGAUGCAAUGUGAAUGCGUCCACCUACAUGCUUCGAACUAACCAGUGGAAGUAUAUAGCCUACUCUGACGGUGCUUCAGUAUCUCCUCAACUCUUCGAUAUUUCCUCAGAUCCAGAUGAACUAACAAAUAUUGCUACAAAGUUUCCAAAAAUUACUUAUUCUUUGGAUCAAAAGCUUCGUUCCAUUAUAAACUACCCUAAAGUUUCUGCUUCUGUCCACCAAUACAAUAAAGAGCAGUUUAUCAAGUGGAAACAAAGUGUAGGGCAAAACUAUUCAAAUGUUAUAGCAAAUCUUAGGUGGCAUCAAGACUGGCUGAAAGAACCGAGGAAGUAUGAAAGUGCAAUUGAUCAGUGGCUUAAAACCCAUACUCCUCCAAAAAAAAUCUCAACAAAAAUAAGAAAAUAAUGUUCUGGAGCUAUAUAGAAAUAUUAAAAGAUAAUGAUUAAUUAUGUGUUUUAUAUGUUAGUUUUAAAUGUAAACCUUUAUUACAGGUAUUUUUACUUUUAAAGAAUGCAUAUUAUUUUAAAUAAAAAAUCAUUAUAGAAUUAUAUAUUUUCAAAAAUGAUUACUAUUAACAUCUCAUUCUUAGCAACUUCUUACAACUUAAUGGAAGUAUUUAAAGGAUAAAAUCAGCCUAACCAGUUUGGCUGAGUGGAUAGAGCGUCGGCCUGCCGACUGAAGUGUCACAGGUUCGAUUCUAGUCAAGGGCAUGUACCUUGGUUUCAGGCACAUCC